Messenger RNA from Asparagus officinalis (garden asparagus), 3072 nucleotides. RefSeq lists its product as uncharacterized. Lineage: Eukaryota; Viridiplantae; Streptophyta; Magnoliopsida; Asparagales; Asparagaceae. The transcript is spliced from 5 exons. The record is from RefSeq and is a predicted model, not a curated record. Bases 1 to 3072 code for a protein of 1023 amino acids.
AUGUUGCUCAGCGUGGUCAAGACAGCAAAUCCAGCUCUCCCAUCAACCUCAAAGGCGAUGGAUGAUGCAACUCCAAUUCUGUCCAAAAGGGCACUCCAAAGGCGUCGUCAAUGCCUCGCUCAACAACUCGCCAAGGCCAGGGAGUCAAAAGAUGGAGUGCGCUAUGCAGAGGACUUGAAGUCAAGGCAGCGACAAGAGCAACGGCAAGCAAUCAACCUCCCCUCCAAAACAGAAGCGAAUAUCAUGAUGGAGGAUGAAGACAAGGCGAUGUUAUUAUUGUGUUCGUUGCCGGAUGAUGAGUUUAGUACUUUUGUUCUCACUAUGAUAAAUGGACGAACUACAGUCAGCUACAAGGAGGUGACCUCGGCAUUGGUAAAUUAUGAGCUGAGGAAGAAUGAUAGUGAGCCCUCUGAGAAGGCAUCGGGUGAUGCAUUAGCAGUUCGUGGCCAAGAGGGACAUUGGAAAAACGAAUGCCCAAAGUUGAAGAAGGGUAGAGCCGGAAAGCAAAGGGAGAAAGUUGUACAAGCUUCAGAGGUGAAUGUUGCUAAGGUUGUUGGCGACACUUUAGAUUUGGAUUCUUCCGAGUUGGAGAGAGGGGACGUGGUGCUUAUGGGGAACGAUCACGUUUGUCCUAUUAGUGGGAUUAGCUCAGUCAGAAUCAGAAUGCAUAACGGGGUGACUAGGGAAUUGAAAGAAGUGAGAUGUGAAGAUCUGUUUAAUCAAACAUCCUAUUGGACUGUUUUCCCUAAACUGACAGUUAAGAGGGUUCUCACUGAUGCUGCUAAACAUUGGUUAAUUAAGGAAGUUAAUUACAAGGAGAUAAGAAAUGCCCUUUUCCAAAUGAAUGCAGAUAAGGCACCAGGCCCAGAUGGAUUCAAUGCAUAUUUUUAUCAACAAAAUUGGGAUAUAAUUAAGGAUGAUGUGGUUCUGGCAGUGCAAAAUUUCUUUUCUUCUGGUUCUCUUCUUAAACAAAUUAACCAUACUUUCCUUACUCUUGUGCCGAAAUCAAAAGAAGCUACUUCUAUCCAAGAUUAUAGACCAAUAUCAUGUUGCAAUGUCAUUUACAAGAUUAUUACUAAAAUCCUUGCAAAUAGAUUAAAGCUUGUGAUUGGAGAAUUGAUUUCUAAGAAUCAACAUGCUUUUCUUCAAGGGAGACAUAUAGGUGAGUGCUCUUUACUUGCUCAUGAAUUGCUUAGAGAUUUCAACAAGAAUCAUGGUAAGAGAGCCUGUUUUAAGAUUGAUCUUCAUAAGGCAUUUGAUAGCAUCAAUAGAGAAUUUGUAUACUAUAUUAUGCACUGUAUGGGUUUCCCAGUUAAAUGGAUUAAUUGGAUUAGAGAAUGUCUAUCUACUCCCUCUUUCUCAGUACUAUUAAAUGGUUCCUCCUCAGGAUUCUUUAAGAGUAAUAGGGGUAUUAGACAAGGGGAUCCCCUUUCUCCAUAUAUCUUUGUCUUGACCAUGGAAUUCUGGUCUAUUGGUAUGGAACUAGCAACUAUCUCAGGGAAUAUCCAGAAUUUUAAAACACAACAGGAACUUCAAGUCUCUCAUAUUUUAUUUGCAGAUGAUAUGCUAGUAUUUUGUAGAGCAAAUAGAAGUUCAUUUGAAGGUAUCAACAACCUGCUGGAAGCUAUGGCAUUGAAUACUGGCCUGUGUAUUAACAGGAAAAAAAGCAAAUUAUUUUUCAGUAAAGGUUGCAACUACAUAGGUGUAUUAAGCUCAAUUGUGGGAAUUUCUAUUGGGAAUCUUCCUAUGAAAUACCUAGGAUUACCUCUAUCUGCCAAAUACCCGAAAGCUAAGGAUUUUCUUCCUCUUAUUGACAAGAUCAGAUAUAAGAUUGAAGGCUGGAUGACACAUUCUCUUUCAUUUGCAGGGCGAUUGGAGCUUGUUAAAGCUGUCUUAUUCAGUACCUCAGCCUAUUGGUAUUUUGUUUAUAAAUUCCCUAUAUCCAUUGUCCAAAAUUUGGAAUCAAUUUUUGCAAAUUUUCUCUGGAAUGGAAAACUUCAUGCUAUCAGCUGGAAGGAGGUUUGUCGGCCAAAACAGGAAGGGGGAUUUGGUCUGAGACAACUAAGUGAUAUUGGUCAAGCAGCUGCUCUAAAAUUAAUAUGGAGACUAUUAACAACUAAUACUCUAUGGUCAAGCUGGAUGAAAGUCAGAUAUGUCAGAGGAGGUAAUUUGUGGAAUUCUACUUCUAAUCUAUUGGAUUCAGGUACCUGGAAGCACAUAUACAGUCAUAAGGAGAAAGCUCUGAGCUGCAUUAGGAAAACCAUUGGGAAUGGGGAGGCUACUUCACUUUGGUUUGACCCAUGGUUACAGGAAGGUAGAAUAUGUGAACUUCUAAGCCAACUAACUCCUCAACUUACAGGCACUAGUACUUGGACAGUCUCUAACAUCAUUCAAAACUCUCAAUGGAAUUUCAUCUUGCCAUGCCUUAGUCCUCUGAUACCUUUCAUUACUAAAAUAUCAGUGUCAGGUCAGGAAGAUCAAUGGAUAUGGUUGCAUACUGGUGAUGGGAUUUUCUCUUUUUCCUCAGCUUGGAACCAAGUACGGACACACUACAACAUUUUUGAGCUUUACAAUGUGGUAUGGUUUCCCUACUCUAAUCCUAUGAUGUCUUGUUGCAUGCUUAGAAGUUUAAAUAACAGGUUACCUACAAGAAACAGACUUUUCAGAUUUGGUAUUACCUCAAUAGAAGUUUGUGCUCUCUGUUAUGCCUCGAAGGAGACUAGGGAUCAUCUAUUCUUCCAAUGUGAAUUUUCAGCAUUUAUUUGGAAGUUAUGUAGACUUAAAUUGCAGCUAAAGGCUACAGAUGCAAAGGAGCUGAAAACAGAAGCCCUGGAAAUCAAGGAAAAGUUCAAAUUUAAAGAUAAUACUUAUAUUUUGGCUAGAUUAGCUUUGAAUGCAACAGUGUGGCAUAUUUUGCAAGAAAGGAACAUGAGGAUAUUCCAUGAUCGAAAGUUGCACAAGAUUAUGGUGUUCAGAAGAAUUUACGAAGAUAUCAAUAUUUUGCUUAGAACUUGCAAUUGGAAAGUUGGUAAUUCUGUUAUUCUAACAAACUGGGGCUUUAAUAAACGAUGA